Molecule: messenger RNA, 1623 nt
Organism: Drosophila eugracilis
Lineage: Eukaryota; Metazoa; Arthropoda; Insecta; Diptera; Drosophilidae
Product: RING finger protein 121
Exons: 7
Coding region: 252-1217 (321 amino acids)
Cellular component (GO): Golgi membrane; endoplasmic reticulum membrane
Molecular function (GO): metal ion binding; ubiquitin protein ligase activity
Source: RefSeq, a predicted model, not a curated record
GGUUAUCAGAAAAUGCCGUCGUUGCCUCAUUAAGUCAAGGUUAGUAUUAAAUAAAUACAAAGAGGGGGAAACCCCCAGUACAGUUAGCUGGUUUUGGAUUUUGGCCUGCUUUUGCUUUUGCUUUGUAAGAAAUUUAGAGGUAAAACCCGAUCGCAAUACGUGGUGGCAAGAUAACGCACCGACGCAGACGACGUGUGGGAUUGACCGGCGGAUUGUCGGCUGCAGGAUUCGGCGGAUACAACGGCAACAAAAUGCACCAGCAGCACAUGGACCUGCACGCGCCAGUGGACCUUAACAAGUCCCUGGACGAGAUGACGCCGGAGGAGCGCAUGCGAGCCGAGCAUCAGCUGAUGGUAGAGAAGCACCGCGGCCACGACGCCAUGCACUCUGAGAUGAUGAUCAUUCUGUUCGUCACCCUGGUCGUUGCCCAGAUUAUUCUGGUCGAGUGGAAGAAGCGGCACUACAGCUCGUAUGCCUUUGUUACCCUUCUGGCCAUGUGGCUUAUCCCGCUAAUCAUCUCAUGCAGCUUCGGCUGGCUACGCUUCAUCUUUAUCUGGCUGGUCUUCACCUGCGUUACGGCCCUGGUUAUGCGACGGGCAAUCAGUAAGCCCAUCCAAGGAACAACACCCAGGCUGGUUUACAAGUGGUUUUAUUUCAUUUACAAGCUCAGCUAUGGCCUUGGUCUAGUGGGCUACCUGGUGAUUAUGGCCGCCUUUCUAGGCAUGAACUACCUCUUCUCGCAGCCUCCAAACACCUGGAUGGAUGUGGGCCUGAUGUUUUGUUUUUACGGUCUGUACAUCGGUGUGCUGGGGCGAGAUAUAUCGGAGAUAUGUUCGGAUAAGAUGGCGGCAGCUAUUGGCUACUACGCACCUCAGGGCAUUCCCACCCGUCAUCUGGAUCAGAACGUGUGUGCCGUUUGCGGCAAUCAGUUGCUGGUCUCUGAAAAAGAAGAGGGCGUCAUCGAGAACACAUACAAGCUGUCUUGCAACCAUGUUUUCCACGAGUUCUGCAUACGCGGAUGGUGCAUUGUUGGCAAGAAGCAGACAUGUCCGUAUUGCAAGGAGAAGGUCGAUCUCCAGAAGAUGUUCCGUAAUCCUUGGGAGAAACCGCAUGUUUUGUACGGACGACUGCUGGACUGGAUUCGCUGGCUUGUAGCCUGGCAACCGCUCAUAUUCUUCAUAGUACAAGGCAUCAACUGGAUGCUGGGACUGGAGUAGGUCCUGCUUCCGGUACUAGCUUUUCCGGCGUCUAGUCAAGCACACACACUUUGGAUUAAGUCCUGCACAUGUAGCCACACAGAAAACGCGACGAGUUCAACAACGAUAGAUCAAUUGGAAGGGGGCGAGACACUCGCACCACUAGCACCGUCGCCAUUCAUUCCCCCGCUCCCCUCCAGAACUUCUGAAUGAUGAUGACGAACACGGAUGACUGAGCUAUAGACGAAGCCAUCCAGAGGCCGUUGCCAUCCAACAACCUGUUUCCGGGUGUUCCGUUCUGUGUGUGUUUUGCUUUUGGGCACCCAAUUUUUCCAUUGUUCAGUCUUUAAUCGAAACGUAAAUGCAAUUUUGGAUAUAUGUAUCUAUAUCUAUAUAUAUUAUACAUAGCUAUGUAUUUAUGUACAUA